Trichoderma atroviride IMI 206040 is the source of this 1098-nucleotide messenger RNA. The record is from RefSeq and is a predicted model, not a curated record. NCBI's taxonomy places the organism in Eukaryota, Fungi, Ascomycota, Sordariomycetes, Hypocreales, Hypocreaceae.
AUGCGAACUCGGACUCGCAACAUCUGUACCGCUGUUGCUCGUGCCGUGGGCGACGUUCCAGAGGCAGAGCCCAUUUUCCCGCCCAUAUUCAACUUCGACUAUUCACGAUACCGCUCUUCCGAUUUCCACACAUUGAGGCAUGAAGUCUGGGCGAUUGAAGAACACGAUUAUUCGACAUCCUUUUACCAGAUUAUGCCAGAUGGCUCACGGUCACGACGGAGCCGUGAUUGGGAGGCGGAACUUAUUCCGGUUGGAGAUUUAGGAUAUAGCGGCUCGACGUUUCUUAUGACUCGCAACGGGAAAUAUAUCGUCAAGUCACUAGAUCGCCGAUUCGAAUACCGCUUCUUCAUGCACGAACUAUUUCGUCCUUAUGUGGACCAUAUGACGGCUUAUCCUGGCAGCCUUCUAGUCCGCGUCACGGAUAUGCUCUAUGUUCCAGGAUCAAACUUGAACAGGCUUCUGGGUCUCUCGGCAACACACCUUGUUAUCAUGGAGAAUUUGUUACACGGAAAAGAGAAAGAGGAAAAUGAGAAUGCUAGGGCUCAAUGGAGUACCUAUGAUCUAAAGCCAGACAAUUAUUUCUUCCCGGAGCGCGAUAUCGCCGGCGGUAGUUUGUCAUCUGAGAAUGUGAAAAACAAGCUGGUUGAUCAAAUGCCCAGCCGAUUACGAGUCUCAGCGCAAAUGAAGGAUCAGCUUUUCACCAUAUUGAACGCAGAUACGGAAUUCCUUGCGAACUCGAAUGUGGUUGACUAUUCUCUGUUUCUGGUUCGGCUUCCUGGUCCUGGGCAACAUCCAAAAUCUCAGUCUAGUACGAAGUUUCCUCCAGGCGAUGAUACACAACUAGCUGCUAAGAGGAAUGAUACAGAGACUUGGAGAAAUGGAGUGCCAUCCAUUGACGGUAAAUGGAUAUAUCGUAUCGUUAUUAUAGAUUUCUUCUGGGCCAGACACAUGUUGCAGCCGAGGAUACUGUCGGGGCUUGUCAAAACAUUCAACAUCUAUGCCAAAAAAGGUCCAAUGAGUAUUACAGCGGACCCGAUUGAGUACAGGAGGCGUUUCAUGGAUAUGGUUCACAAGUUGAUGUCAGGAAGCGAUGCUUAG